Nannospalax galili (Upper Galilee mountains blind mole rat) is the source of this 3313-nucleotide messenger RNA. It is a transcript of the gene Gcnt4, whose product is annotated as glucosaminyl (N-acetyl) transferase 4. The transcript is spliced from 3 exons. Gene Ontology annotation, molecular function: acetylglucosaminyltransferase activity. Lineage: Eukaryota; Metazoa; Chordata; Mammalia; Rodentia; Spalacidae. Bases 266 to 1633 code for a protein of 455 amino acids. Gene Ontology annotation, cellular component: membrane. The record is from RefSeq and is a predicted model, not a curated record.
AAGCAGGGGCGCAUCUCCGCCGCGGGGCGUCCGCGACUUUCACUUUCCCUCGGUGAACUUGGGUGCCGCGUCCCUGGCGCGGAUGGGCAGGCGCUGUCCGGACUGACCGGUCCCGGCUCCGCGCCCCAAGCCAGCGGGACCCCAAGGACUUUAAAGGCUCCAGAGAAGGUAUUGCAGGACGAAUAAUAAUCUAAAGAAGUGGUGUGUAGAAUGGUUUUCGUGUCCAGCAUUUCCACUGAGGCCUCUGUUCUCGCUAUCUUGAAGAAUGAAGAUAUUCAAAUGUUGCUUUAAAUAUACCCUCCAGCAGAAAGUUUUCAUCUUAUUCUUAACCCUAUGGCUAUUCUCCUUGUUAAAGCUUCUAAAUGUGGGAAGACUCCUCUUCCCUCAAAGAGACAUUUACUUGGUUGAAUACUCUCUAAGUACCUCGCCUUUUGUAAGAAAUAGAUACACCCACAUCAAGGAUGAAGUCAGGUAUGAUGUUAACUGUUCAGGGAUUUAUGAACAGGAGCCUUUGGAAAUUGGCAAGAGUCUAGAAAUCCGAAGACAUGACAUCGUUGACUUGGAAGACGAUGAUGUUGUGGCAGUGACAAGUGAUUGUGACAUUUAUCAGACUCUAAGAAGGUACCAUGAAAAGCCUGUUUCAAGAGAGGAGAAGAGCUUCCCUAUAGCCUAUUCAUUGGUUGUCCACAAAGAUGCAGUUAUGGUUGAAAGGCUUAUCCAUGCUAUAUACAACCAGCACAAUAUUUACUGCAUCCAUUAUGACCUUAAGUCACCAGAUACAUUCAAAGUUGCUAUGAACAACUUAGCUAAGUGUUUCUCCAAUAUCUUCAUUGCUUCAAAACUAGAGGCUGUGGAAUAUGCCCACAUUUCCAGACUCCAAGCUGAUUUGAAUUGUUUAUCAGACCUUCUCAAGUCUUCAGUGCACUGGAAGUAUGUCAUCAACCUGUGUGGACAAGACUUUCCCCUGAAGUCAAAUUUCGAAUUAGUAUCCGAACUGAAAAAACUCAAUGGAGCAAAUAUGUUAGAGACAGUGAAACCUCCUAACAGUAAAAUGGAAAGGUUCACUUAUCACCAUGAACUCAGACAAGUGCCUUAUGAGUAUGUGAAGCUACCAGUAAGGACAAACAUCUCCAAGGAGGCACCCCCUCAUAACAUUGAGAUAUUUGUAGGCAGUGCCUAUUUUGUUUUAAGCCAAGCAUUUGUUAAAUAUAUUUUUAAUAAUUCCCUCAUUGAAGACUUUUUUGCCUGGUCUAAAGAUACAUACUCUCCUGAUGAGCACUUCUGGGCUACCUUAAUCCGGAUACCAGGAAUACCUGGGGAGAUUUCCAGAUCAGCCCAAGAUGUGUCAGACCUACAGAGUAAGACCCGCCUAGUCAAAUGGAACUAUUAUGAAGGCUUUUUCUAUCCCAGUUGUACUGGCUCACACCUUCGCAGUGUGUGCAUUUAUGGAGCUGCAGAAUUAAGGUGGCUUAUAAAAGAUGGGCACUGGUUUGCUAACAAAUUUGAUUCUAAGGUGGACCCUAUCUUGAUUAAAUGCCUGGCAGAAAAGCUUGAAGAACAACAGAGAGAGUGGAUCACGCUGUCUUCGGAGAAGUUAUUUAUAGAUAGAAAUCCCACGACCAUAUCAUCAUAGUAGGACCAGGAUAGAGUCAAGAGUGUCUCAUAGAAGGAGUUAAGAGAGAUGGAAUUGUACUCUAUGCCAUGCACAAGACAUCUGAACUUAAUCCUCUCAUAGGCUGAAAGUUAUGAGGGAGUCCAUGCAUCUAGACUUUGAACCUACAGCUGGUUGGAUUUUCAAAUGCUGGUUUUGUUUGUAUCUCAUGGAGCCAAAUCAAAGAUCUUGAACAUUCUAUACCAUCCCAUAUUUAUUGAGCACCUAACUGUAUGUUAAGCAGGAAAAACAUACAGGAAUUAAGUCAAAGUUGUGAUGAAUUGCACAAUGCCCUUGGGAAGCAAUGUUUAACCUCCUAAUGUGGCAACUGUAGCGUUUUUGUGUUCUCCAUUUAACGAUGAGGGUUCUACUAAAGCCUCUGAAGUAUGCAAUGGUCAUACAAGCCACUCAUUUCUGAACAAUGUGUAAAUACAGCAACCAGCACUCCACCUGUUUGUUAGUUCAGCAACCUAGAUGUUUUUGAUCCACCAGAAUAGUAGGAGGAGGGACUCCACUACCUCAGAGAAGCUCAAAGAAUUAUCCGAUAGCCUGCUUGCCAAAGUAUAAUGUACCUUUUGGUGCCUCACUUGUUCAGUUCAGGGUGGGGGAAUGCUGCUGGUGUGACAUUUGUAGUGUGUGAUGUCUGAGAAGGCAGUGGGGGCAGGUGCCCGAAGAACAAAGGGCUUUAUGCAGCUUUUGCAUGUGUUCCACAAUGGUGUCAUGAGUGGCUUCCUUUUUAACAUAACUGUUUCUUUAAAGGACACUCACUGGUGAAAAUAAGAACUGAGCAGUUCACUGUAUCAUAUAUCAGAACCUUAAGUCUGCGCUUUUCAUUUUGUGGGUUAACACACAGUGUUUUUCUUAUUAAGUGCAACACUGCUUAUAGAAUCAAUACAGUUGUGUUUUAUGUUCUAUCAAGUCAGCAAAAUUUCUUGGAACGUUUAUGUGGAACAUGACAGCUUUCUAAAUUAGUUGUUAUGGUCAUUUAAACAUUUUUUUUGUUUCCAGCAAGUAUCAAAAUGGAACAAAAUGAGGCCCACAUUGAAAAUGAUAAAAGCUCCGAGUUAGUACGGUAUUUUUACAACUUAGCUCAAAAGAGAAAAAGCUAAGGACAUAGCUAAAAUGUUUAUUGCCCUUAAUUUACAGAGAGCCACAUCCAAGAGAAUCCAGGGGUGGGGGAGCGAGCGAGCGAGCACAAGAACACUGUGCUGAGGCAGAGCUCUGGGAACAAGCUGUAACAUUUUCACUAGUCUCUGGGGAAAUGGUGGACUGCAUGUAAAAGUUCCUUGUGGUCUGAUGCAGCCUUAGUAAUCAAGGGCUAAAUAAGACCAUUUGAAAGAUUAAAGUAUUUAAAUAUUUUUAAAAUUUUCCUUGUUCUACAUGUGAAGUGUGCUUUGCUUAUUUAAGCUUAUAACACUAACUGCCAAGUGGCACCAUUUGUCUCUCCAUUUCUUUUCAUCUUUAACUCACUUUCUACCAGUUUUGAUCCCCUUUGAAUUCCUUCAUUCUUCAGAACACAACUAUCACCAAACCUCUAUCCUUAAAAGUUUUAAAGGGGUUGGAGAAAUGGCUCCGCAGUUAAGAGCACUUGUAGAGAACCUGAGUUCAGUUCCCAGCACCCAAGGCAGGUGGCCUUCUGGCCUCUUCAGCACCUAUACAUAC